Messenger RNA from Triplophysa rosa, 1721 nucleotides. It is a transcript of the gene rab3da, whose product is annotated as RAB3D, member RAS oncogene family, a. Gene Ontology annotation, molecular function: GTP binding; GTPase activity. The record is from RefSeq and is a predicted model, not a curated record. The coding region runs from base 331 to 999 and encodes 222 amino acids. NCBI's taxonomy places the organism in Eukaryota, Metazoa, Chordata, Actinopteri, Cypriniformes, Nemacheilidae. Gene Ontology annotation, biological process: protein localization to plasma membrane; protein secretion; regulation of exocytosis. Gene Ontology annotation, cellular component: plasma membrane; synaptic vesicle; endosome. The transcript is spliced from 5 exons.
UUGAUUGGUUACAGUAAGUGCAUGCUGGAAACGCGCCAGGGCCGCUGGCUGAUCUGAAAACAGUUUCAACCAUCCGUCAGCAUAAUAAAACUGGUGGAGAGCCAGCAGGUCGCGGCAGGCGAAGGCAUCAAAGCUCUGAUGUUGCAACGCCCCUGUGAAGGCAAUGGUCGGGUUUUAAACAGAUAAUGCGCGUGCACCUUUUCCAGUAUCUUUUGCGGGAAAAGUGAAAGUGGAUCGCUGAGGACACCGCGCACCCAAGCACUGGAUGUCCCGAGCAAGCUGAGGAACAGCGCAACUUUAUAAAAAUAACCACAAGAAUAGCUGAGCAAGAUGGCAUCUGCCAACGAUACACGUCACCAGACACAGAUCCAGAAGGAUGUGGCUGAUCAGAAUUUUGACUACAUGUUCAAGCUCCUUAUCAUUGGGAACAGCAGUGUGGGAAAAACCAGUUUCCUGUUCCGGUAUGCCGACGACUCUUUUACGUCAGCCUUCGUCAGCACGGUCGGCAUUGACUUCAAAGUCAAAACGGUUUACCGAAAUGAAAAACGUGUAAAACUGCAGAUAUGGGACACAGCAGGACAGGAGAGGUACCGCACCAUAACUACAGCAUAUUACAGAGGAGCAAUGGGCUUCCUGCUAAUGUACGACAUUACUAACCAAGAGUCUUUCUACGCUGUGCAAGACUGGGCAACACAGAUUAAAACAUAUUCAUGGGACAACGCACAGGUGAUUCUGGUGGGAAACAAAUGUGAUUUAGAGGAUGACAGACUGGUGGCCACAGAAGACGGACAGAGACUGGCUGAUGAACUAGGCUUUCAGUUUUUCGAGGCAAGCGCAAAGGACAACAUCAAUGUAAAGCAAGUGUUCGAGCGAUUGGUUGACAUCAUCUGUGACAAAAUGAACGAAAGCUUGGAUGGAGACCCAAACAUGUUAAACAAUCACAAAGGCCAGAGUCUGCAAGACACGCCCCCUGAUGGUCAGAGUGGCUGCGGAUGUUAAAGAUCCUCAUUCAGCAAACACUCAUACUUGAAGGCGAACAUUCUCACACAUAAACACACAAACACAGAAAGAGCCACUCUUUCACAAGCGUACUCCCAUAUAUAGUAUGAAACGAGUAAGAAUCAGGUAUGUGUCCCUAAUAAAUCUGAUGUCCUAUCACUUUUCAGUUAAUUAUGCCCCUCAGGGAUUGAAAGAAUGUUCCUCAGCGAGAUGGCUGCUAUUAUACUGAACUACAUUGUCACGAUGAGAAUGGGCAGGAAAACACAGCAUGAAACUACAGAGCAGGAAAUGGGAUUUAUAUGCCAAAGUCUCAGUUGAACCCUCCAGUGUCCGUUUACAGCUUAAAUCAUGCGUGUUCAUUGGUGGUUCAAGUGGAUUUGAAAUGUUUGAUUGUUUUAAUGAAUGCAAGGUUGUUUUCCUAAAAUAUAAAUAUUUGUUAAAGACUAGUUUGGAAAUAUUUGAAAGUAUGAUUGCCAAUAUUUGUUUCAAAGUUUUUUCUCAAGUAAGAUACCAUUUGCUUUUAAUGCAAUAAAUUUGCUCUCCCAUGGACACUUAAAGGUGAACCCUGGUUGUUUAUUUGUAUAUGUUGCCUAUUUUAAUAUGACAUUUUAACCAAGAAUAUGAAAUAAGAAUUAUAGGAAAAUAAUUAUGAGAUUUAUAAUAAUGCACAGAUCUUAAUGUCAACAAUCUGGGCAAUACAUUUUUAAUAGCACCAAUUUAAU